Cebus imitator (Panamanian white-faced capuchin) is the source of this 4819-nucleotide messenger RNA. It is a transcript of the gene USP54, whose product is annotated as ubiquitin specific peptidase 54. NCBI's taxonomy places the organism in Eukaryota, Metazoa, Chordata, Mammalia, Primates, Cebidae. Bases 58 to 4047 code for a protein of 1329 amino acids. The record is from RefSeq and is a predicted model, not a curated record. The transcript is spliced from 14 exons.
CUGUUUUUCAGAGUGACAGAUGACCGGGCCAAGCAAUCUGAACUGUACUUAGUCGGAAUGAUUUGUUACUAUGGCAAACAUUAUUCUACGUUCUUUUUUCAAACCAAGAUCCGCAAAUGGAUGUACUUUGAUGAUGCUCAUGUCAAGGAGAUUGGGCCCAAAUGGAAGGAUGUGGUGACCAAAUGCAUCAAGGGGCAUUAUCAGCCCCUGCUGCUGCUUUAUGCAGAUCCCCAGGGUACCCCAGUGUCCACCCAGGACCUGCCUUCCCAAGCGGAGUUCCAGUCAUACAGCAGGACAUGCUAUGAUAGUGAAGAUUCAGGGAGGGAGCCCUCCAUCUCAAGUGACACUCGAACAGAUUCCUCAACGGAGAGCUAUCCCUACAAACAUUCCCACCAUGAGUCUGUGGUCAGUCACUUCUCUUCUGAUUCUCAGGGGACAGUCAUCUAUAAUGUGGAGAAUGAUUCCAUGUCUCAGAGCAGUCGGGACACAGGACACCUGACUGAUAGUGAAUGCAAUCAGAAACACACAUCCAAGAAAGGGUCACUGAUAGAACGAAAGAGGAGCUCUGGUCGGGUUAGGAGGAAAGGCGAUGAGCCUCAGGCCUCAGGAUACCACAGUGAAGGAGAAACACUGAAAGAGAAGCAGGCUCCUAGGAAUGCCUCCAAACCAUCCAGCAGCACCAAUAGGCUGAGGGAUUUUAAAGAGACAGUCAGCAAUAUCAUCCACAACAGACCAUCCCUGGCUUCUCAGACCAAUGUAGGCUCUCACUGUGGAGGUAGGGGAGGAGACCAGCCAGACAAAAAACCUCCUAGGACCCUGCCUUUACACUCUCAUGACUGGGAAAUAGAGAGUACCAGUAGUGAGUCAAAAUCCAGUUCUUCCAGCAAGUAUCGUCCAACAUGGAGACCCAAACGAGAAUCUCUGAAUAUUGACAGUAUCUUUAAUAAGGACAAAAGGAAGCACUGUGGCUAUACCCAGCUUAGUCCCUUUUCUGAGGAUUCAGCUAAAGAAUUUACACCAGAUGAACCAAGCAAGCCACCUGCUUAUGAGGUUAAAUUUGGUGGAUCAAGCCCCCAGUACAAGCGCUGGGGCCCAGCACGGCCAGGCUCUCACCUUUUAGAGCAGCAGCCCCGACUAAUCCAGCGAAUGGAAUCUGGCUAUGAAAGCAGUGAGAGGAACAGCAACAGCCCUGUCAGCCUGGAUGCAGCCCUGCCUGAGAGCUUAAAUGUCUACAGGGAUUCAAGUGCUAAGAGAUCAGCUGGGUUGAUCCCUUCCUGGCGUCACAUCCCAAAGUCGCAUAGCAGUAGCAUCCUGGAAGUGGACUCCACAGCAUCCAUGGGUGGCUGGACAAAGAGUCAGCCUUUCUCAGGUGAGGAGAUAUCUUCUAAAAGCGAACUGGAUGAAUUACAGGAAGAGGUGGCCAGGAGGGCGCAAGAACAGGAACUUCGAAGAAAAAGAGAGAAGGAGUUAGAGGCAGCUAAAGGGUUUAACCCUCAUCCUAGCCGCUUCAUGGACUUGGAUGAACUGCAGAAUCAGGGGAGGAGUGACGGCUUUGAGAGGUCCCUGCAAGAGGCAGAGUCAGUGUUUGAAGAGUCACUGCAUCUGGAACAGGAAGGAGACUGUGCUGCAGCUUUGGCUCUCUGUAAUGAAGCUAUCUCUAAACUAAGACUUGCCCUGCAUGGUGCCAGCUGUAGCACGCACAGCAGAGCCCUAGUCGAUAAGAAGUUGCAAAUCAGUAUUCGAAAAGCACGGAGCCUGCAGGAUCGCAUGCAGCAGCAGCAGUCAUCACAGCAGCCGUCGCAGCCCUCAGCCUGCCUCCCAUCACAGGCGGGGACUCUCCCUCAGCCGACAAGUGAACAGCCUAUCCCGCUCCAAGUAUUGUUAAGCCAAGAGGCCCAACUGGAACACUGCACGGAUACAGAGUUUGGGGCCAGUUCUUUCUUCCAUUCACCUGCUUCCUGCCAUGAGUCACACUCAUCACUAUCUCCAGAGUCAUCUGGCCCGCAGCACAGCUCCCCUAGUAGAUCUGCCUUGAAGCUUCUGACUUCAGUUGAAAUAGACAACAUUGAACCCUCUGUAUUCCACAGGCAAGGUUUACCCAAAACACCAGGGUGGACUGAGAAUAAUUCUCAUCAUAGUUGGGAGCCAUUGGAUGCCCCAGAGGGUAAGCUGCAAGGCUCUAGGUGUGACAACAGCAGUUGCAGCAAGCUCCCUCCACAAGAAGGAAGAGGCAUUGCUCAAGAACAGCUGUUCCAAGAAAAGAAGGAUCCUGCUAACCCAUCCCUGGUGAUGCCUGGAAUAGCCACCUCAGAGACAGGAGAUGAACACAGCCUAGACUGCAGUCCUUCAAAUUCAUCAGCUCAGCCCAGUCUUUCUCUGUAUAGAGCCUGCCACCCCAUAAUGCCUGUUGCUUCUUCAUCUGUGCUUCACUCCCCUGAUCCUGUGCAGAAAACUAACCAAUGUCUCCAAGCCCAAAGCCUCAAAACUUCAUUAACUUCACAAGUGGACAGAGGCAGUGAGGAGCCCUAUAGGCCAGAGUUUCCCAGCACGAAGGGGCUUGUCCGUUCACUGGCUGAGCAGUUCCAGAGGAUGCAGGGUGCCUCCAUGAGGGAUAGCACAGGUUGCAAGGAUAGAAGUUUGUCAGGUAGUCAGAGGAAGAACUCUUCCCCUUCUGAUUCUAAGCCUCCUUUCUCACAGGGUCAAGAGAAAGGCCACUGGCCAUGGGCAAAGCAACAAUCCUCUUUGGAGGGUGGGGACAGACCUCUUUCCUGGGAAGAGUCCACUGAACAUUCUUCUCUUGCCUUAAACUCUGGACUGCCUAAUGGUGAAACUUCUAGGGGAGGACAGCCCAGGUUGGCAGAGCCAGACAUAUACCAAGAGAAGCCGCUUCAAGUGAGAGAUGCUAGGUCUAAGGAUCUGAGCAGCAGUACUGACUUGGGGACUUCUUUGCCUUUGGAUUCCUGGGUGAAUGUCACAAGGUUCUGUGAUUCUCAGCUUAAACAUGGGUCCCCUGUAACCUAUCCAGAGAGAAAUCACAUCCUUUUGCAUCCACAUUGGAACCAAGACACAGAGCAGGAAGCCUCAGAAUUGGAGUCUUUGUACCAGGCCAGUCUUCAGGCUUCUCAAGCUGGCUGUUCUGGAUGGGGGCAGCAGAAUAUGGCCUGGCACCCACUUAGGCAAACAGGCUCUGCAGAUGGCAUGGGAAGGAGGUUGCACUCAGCUCCUGGUCCUGGUCUCUCAAAGACUCCAACAGCAGAAAUGGAGCACGGUCUCCAUGAAGCCAGAACAGUGCGUACUUCUCAGGAUUCAUCAAACGUGAGGAAGCCUUUGGAAACCGGGCACCGUUGUUCCAGCUCCUCUUCCCUCCCUGUCAUCCAUGACCCUUCUGUGUUUCUCCUCGGUCCCCAACUCUACCCCCCCCAACCACAGUUCCUGUCCCCAGAUGUCCUGAUGCCCAGCGUGGCAGGGGAGCCCCAUAGACUCCCAGGAACUUCGAGGAGUGUCCAGCAGUUUCUGGCUAUGUGUAACAGGGGUGAAACUUCCCAAGGGAUCAAGUACACAGGAAGGACUUUGAACUACCAGAGCCUCCCACAUCGUUCCAGAACAGACACCUCCUGGGCACCCUGGUCAGAGACCAACCAGCAUAUUGGGACCAGAUUCCUGACUACUCCAGGAUGCAAUCCUCCGCUAACCUACACUGCCACAUUACCAGAAAGAAGCAAGGGCCUUCAGGUUCCUCACGCUCAGUCCUGGGGGGAUGUUUUCCAUUCACCCUCCCACUCUCCCAUUGUUCAUCCUGUGUACCCACCAUCCAGCAGUCCCCAUGUACCCCUAAGGUCAGCUUGGAAUUCAGAUCCUGUUCCAGGGUCCCGAACCCCUGGUCCUCGAAGAGUAGAUAUGCCCCCAGAUGAUGACUGGAGGCAAAGCAGUUAUGCCUCCCAGUCUGGACACAGGAGGACAGUGGGAGAGGGGUUUCUGUUUAUUCUACCAGAUGGGCCUGGAAGAGAGCAGCUCAGGGCUAGAGUCCUGCAGCACAGCCGAUGGUAAAGGUCACCCUUUCUUUUCCUGGAGCUACACCUUUCUCUGUAAAACUGUAGUGUGGCAGUGCUGGUACCCUGCAUCACUGCCAUGGUUGUGCUAUUCUCAUCUCAACAUAGAAUUGGUGGGUUCUCCUAGGGGUGUCAGGAACCUCUAAAAAGACCGGAUUCUUUGGGAGGGGAUAUUUGAAAUUCCAACUUCCAUUCCCCCUAGCAAAAGGAAGCAGCUGCUGUUUAAACAUUUUAUCUGAGCCACUUUAAAAAUGAAUCCAUGGUAUUACUCUGGAUACUAGCCAUUCCUUAGGAUCUUAAGGUCACAUUUUAUUCCUGGAUGCUUUAUGUCCCCACCUCCACCUGAGCCCUCGUCUUCUGUUCCCUACUAUAUUCCCAACUUCUACUCUUUGUUUUAUCCACCUAUCCCUAUUACCUGACCCUUUGUCUUCCCUAUCUCUCAUCCUUGGAGAGAGAUGUAGCCCGUGGUCAUAGUUCUGAUUGCAUCAUCAGGGCAUCCCCCCUGCCCAGGUAUUAUGGCCCAUCAGCAUUAAGUGUGCCCUCCAAACCUUAGGCCUAGAACGCGGAGCUGCCAACAUAACAUUCACCCUUUUGAACAGAUGGGAGUCAGGCACACUAACACAGUCUUCUGUCCUCAGCAGCACAGCCAUUACUGCCACUUGCUCAGUCACUGUUGUAAACCCUCAGAGUCAGCUGAACUAUUUUAGGCCAAACAUACUGUUUUUGUAAAGUAUUUUUCAUUAAUAAAUCUAUAAGAUAGUUCUAUUUAA